UGUUGACCACUUCACUUAGCUGGGAAGUAGGAUCAGCCCUGGUGGGUCAGUUGCCGAUGAGAUUUCUGCACGGAUACAAAAGGCUCGAUUGGCUUUUGCCAAUUUGCGCCACCUAUGGCGCCGCCGUGAUAUUCGUUUGUCUAUUAAGGGUCGCGUGUACUGCACAGCAGUCCGCUCUGUUCUACUGUAUGGCUGUGAAACAUGGCCAUUGAAAGUGGAAGACAUGAGAAGGUUACAGGUAUUUGACCACCGUUGCCUUCGUAGUAUAGGACGUAUUCCGUGGUGUCACCAUGUGAGUAAUGCAGAAGUUAGGUGUAGAGUUUUAGGGAGAAGAGGUAAGUCAGUCGACGAGGUUGUGAACCUUCAUCGACUGAGAUGGUUGGGACACGUACUACGUAUGCCUAGUCACCGAUUGCCUCGUCACACAAUGUUGGCUGAGGUGGGUUCAGGCUGGAAAAAGGCCCGAGGUGGCCAGACUAAAACAUGGCACCAAUGUAUGAAGUCUCUGACUGUUGGUUUAAGCCAUGUAGGACGAUGCAGACUAGGUGGUUGGGGUCCACGGGACAAGAGGAACCAGUGGUUGGAGACCCUAGGUGAUAUGGCUCAGAACCGAAGUCAGUGGCGCAGAUGUAUACACACAUUAUCCUCAUCUUAACAACGCUAUACCGAAUCUCACUAUUUUGUCACUCCUCUUUCCUUUCUUCUCGUACUUUAUAUUUCUUUUGACUGCAUUCACUUAUCUUCAUCCUUCACCUCACUACCUUUUUACUUGAUGUGCUGAUAUGAGGUGUGGCAACUCGGACCG
Molecule: messenger RNA, 805 nt
Organism: Heterobilharzia americana
Lineage: Eukaryota; Metazoa; Platyhelminthes; Trematoda; Strigeidida; Schistosomatidae
Source: the annotation of a GenBank genome assembly